Fusarium keratoplasticum is the source of this 771-nucleotide messenger RNA. RefSeq lists its product as uncharacterized. The transcript has a single exon. Lineage: Eukaryota; Fungi; Ascomycota; Sordariomycetes; Hypocreales; Nectriaceae. The record is from RefSeq and is a predicted model, not a curated record. The coding region runs from base 1 to 771 and encodes 256 amino acids.
AUGGGUUGCAGUCAUUCCCGAUAUGAGCGCGAGAUGGAGUCUCGUCCCGUCCGCCCCGUCACCAUCUCCGACCCCAUGGGUGGCCCCGUCAUGAUCCCUCCAAUGUUUCGUGACGAGACGGGACGUCCCAUCCAGUAUGAGGCUUCGAGCCUGAGCCGAAAACAAAUCAUCCAUGCUUUCGAGCACAUGGCCGAGUACCUUGACGAGUGCGGUAUCGAAACAAACGUCGUCGUCGUUGGCGGUGCCGUCAACACAGUCUACCUCGGCUCAAGGGAAUCAACACAUGAUGUCGACUUCUUCCUCGAGGAUCCCGCCUCAAAAGAAUACAUGUCCCUCGAUAAUGCCGCCAAGUUUGCCAACCGCCAGGCCGAAGGGCGCCUCGGCGAGGAGUGGUUCAACAACUCCACACAACUCUUUAUGGCACGGGACGUCCAGACUUCCCUCGUAUGGCAAGCCAAGCAACAGAAUGCCGUCGUCUUCGAGAAGCGAGGGACCAAGGGCGGCUUGAAAGUCUAUGCCGCCCCCUGGACAUACGCCCUAUGCAGCAAGCUUAACCGUCUCUGCGAAAUCAACCCCAGAUCAUACGACAUGGACGACGCUGUUGUCUAUCUCCAUCGGCAUCUCACCCUCACCGCUGAGACCUAUGUCAAGUUCCAGGAACUGUACGAUUGGUGCCGGUGGUAUAAUCAUGAUGUGCGACGGGAGAUUCUGAAGCAGCUGGACGACAAGUACUUCCAGAGCUACGGCUAUAGGCCCAUUGUCUGGAACUGA